Alternaria atra is the source of this 330-nucleotide messenger RNA. RefSeq lists its product as uncharacterized. Bases 1 to 330 code for a protein of 109 amino acids. NCBI's taxonomy places the organism in Eukaryota, Fungi, Ascomycota, Dothideomycetes, Pleosporales, Pleosporaceae. The record is from RefSeq and is a predicted model, not a curated record. The transcript has a single exon.
AUGACUGUGCCCGACCUGUCAGAACAAGACCCAUGGGAGAGCCGGAAAGCAUGGGGCGAUGUCAUAUCCUCCCUACGCAAAGGUGACAUGAAAGGCGUUUCAGCAGCGAAAAACGCACUCGAAAAUGGCCAAAGGCAAAUGCGAAAGGACGAAGAAGCAAAGGGCGACAAGUUCCAACACGUCUUCUUCAAAAGGGUACCCAAUGAUCCGAUAUUCGACGAAUUGGUCAAGCACGACCCUCACGCUUAUACUGUUGACCCAUCAGGCGGCAUAUGGAAGUCGACAAGCAAGCCGCGGAGCAGCGACAGCGCCCGUUCCAUCGCGACCUAA